Scomber scombrus (Atlantic mackerel) is the source of this 603-nucleotide messenger RNA. Its product is annotated as protein lin-28 homolog A-like. The record is from RefSeq and is a predicted model, not a curated record. Gene Ontology annotation, molecular function: zinc ion binding; nucleic acid binding. Bases 1 to 603 code for a protein of 200 amino acids. NCBI's taxonomy places the organism in Eukaryota, Metazoa, Chordata, Actinopteri, Scombriformes, Scombridae. The transcript has 4 exons.
AUGGGCUCUGCUUCCAACCAGAGUUUCACAGGAGGCAGUGCUCAGAGUGAGGAGGAGGGAGCGGCUCUGUCCCGGGGCAGCGGCGUCUGCAAGUGGUUCAACGUGCGGAUGGGUUUUGGCUUCCUGUCCAUGAGCAUCAGGGACGGAGCUCUGCUGGAGCAGCCGCUCGAUGUGUUUGUGCACCAGAGCAAACUGCACAUGGAAGGCUUCCGCAGCCUCAGAGAGGGCGAGGACGUUGAGUUCACCUUCAAGAAAUCAUCUAAAGGGCUGGAGUCUGUCAGGGUCACCGGACCUAAUGGAGCACCGUGUCUUGGCAGUGAGAGAAGACCCAAAAGCAACCAGAAACGACGCUCCAAGGGGGACAGAUGCUACAACUGUGGAGGACCUGGACAUCAUGCCAAAGAAUGCCAGUUGCCCCCUCAGCCCAAAAAGUGCCAUUUUUGCCAGAGCGUGUCCCACAUGGUGGCCAACUGUCCGGUCAAAGCACAGCAGCAGCAGCAGCAGCAGCAGCUUACCUCUCCUGGCACUCAGGGAAUGGCAGCCUUGGCGAUAAAUGAGGAAGAGGAGCAAAGCCAUGCAACCCUUUCUGAAAACUCAGAGUAA